Molecule: messenger RNA, 318 nt
Organism: Perognathus longimembris pacificus (Pacific pocket mouse)
Lineage: Eukaryota; Metazoa; Chordata; Mammalia; Rodentia; Heteromyidae
Gene: Smim39
Product: small integral membrane protein 39
Exons: 1
Coding region: 148-318 (56 amino acids)
Source: RefSeq, a predicted model, not a curated record
GAGACACCGCGCGCGGGCGGGCCGUGCGGGAGGAGCCGGGCCUGCCAGCGCAGACAGCUCCGCCCCUCUUCGGGCGCUGCGGGCUGCCUGCGCCGGCCCAGCGCCGCGGGAUUCCGAGCCUCUCGGAGCCCCGGGGAGCCGGGCGUCAUGGCCAAGGGCCCCCAACCCCGACGCGGCCCUGCGACGCAAGGAAGCGCCCUGCGAGCCCUGCUGCGCUGCAACCUGCCCCCGGGCGCGCAGCGAGUGGUGGUCUCCGCGGUGCUGGUGCUCCUCGUCCUCGUCAACGUCGUGCUGAUCUUCCUGCUGGCCUUCCGCUGA